This is a messenger RNA of Pisolithus orientalis, 627 nucleotides long. Its product is annotated as armadillo-type protein. Gene Ontology annotation, cellular component: catalytic step 2 spliceosome. The transcript is spliced from 4 exons. The coding region runs from base 1 to 627 and encodes 208 amino acids. Gene Ontology annotation, biological process: mRNA splicing, via spliceosome. NCBI's taxonomy places the organism in Eukaryota, Fungi, Basidiomycota, Agaricomycetes, Boletales, Pisolithaceae. Gene Ontology annotation, molecular function: RNA binding. The record is from RefSeq and is a predicted model, not a curated record.
AUGAAAGCACAGGCAUCCAGCUUACCCUUUACACUUGUUUUUGCUGCUCUGGUGGCCAUUAUCAACACAAAACUUCCUCAACAUAACAACAAAACUGUUUGUCAUUCUUCGAGAACUUUCCUUGGUCACCUUGUCAAUCAGGCUGUUGCACAUGAGAUUACUGCGCUUGAAACCCUCAUCUUCCUCCUUGAGUGCCAAAUGGAUGACUUGAUUGAGAUUGUGGUUGGAUUCAUGCAUGAGGUUGGCGCAUUUCUGGCAGAAAACUCUCUGAAAGCAAAUGCACUCAUUUUUGACCAUUUCCAUGAUGUUCUCAAUGAGGGGACCAUCAGUCAUCACAUACAAUAUAUGAUAGAGGUGCUUAUGCAGGUCUGGAAAGACAAGUAUAAGGACAACCCAAUCAUACCAGAUGGGUUGGACCUUGUAAAGGAAGAGGAGCAAAUUAUGCACCACAUAUGCCUUGAAGAGGAGUUGCAGGUCCAAGAAGGGCUCAAUAUUCUCAAGUUCAACCCCAAUUACAUGGAGAAUGAGGAAAAGUACAAAGCAAUAAAAGCUGAGAUUCUUGGAGAGGGCUCUGACAAUGAAUCUGGUCCAGAGGAGUCAAGCAAGGAAGAAGAGCAAGGUACAUGA